Molecule: messenger RNA, 921 nt
Organism: Bipolaris oryzae ATCC 44560
Lineage: Eukaryota; Fungi; Ascomycota; Dothideomycetes; Pleosporales; Pleosporaceae
Exons: 3
Coding region: 1-921 (306 amino acids)
Source: RefSeq, a predicted model, not a curated record
AUGGGAGCCCCGCCGCCAUCUGAUUCUUCCUACGUCUUCGACAGCUACGAGAACGGCAAGCCAAAAUGGGCGCCUGGCAAAGACCACCAGCGCGACUACCACGAGUAUCGUGAUAGCCGUCGAGGAGAUCAUCGUCGUCCUCGCAGAAAUAGGUACGACGAGGACGAGGGGCCUCCACCUCCACCGCCACAAGCACAAGCACAAGCGCAAGGCGCAUAUCCUCCACCCCCACCACCAGGACAAGAAGCACCGCCACCACCCAGAGAAGCACCUCGAGACCCUCGAGAUUCUCGAGACUCUCGGCCUCGCCAUCACCGCAGACAGCCCUCCUACUCCUCCGACUCCGACUCAGGCGGCCCACCCCCACCACGCCGCAGCAACCGCCGCGAAGAGCGCCCCCGCCACCACCGAGAGGACACCUACGACUCUUACGACGAAAACUACCCUCGCCGCCGCCGCGACCGCGAAUCCGGGCGCCGCGACCGCGACGGCUACAAAUCAGAAGGCUACAAGUCUGAAGGCUACAAAUCCGACCGCCGGCCCCGCGACCCUUACUACUCUGACCGCGACCGCGACCGUGACCGCGACCGUCGCGAGAAAUCCCGCGGCGACAGAGACCACCGCAGACAUCGUGAUGACCGCUACGACGACCAUCGCUACGACGACAUGUUUAACAGCCGCCCUGCGCGCCGCGAUAGUCGCUAUGACGAUAGACCGCCCCGCGAUAGUAGACGUGGGUACUAUGAUGGUUAUGAAGAUCGCUAUGGCGAUCGCAGGAGGAGCACGAGAGAUUCCAAGGCCAAGCCUGAGUGGCAGAGGCAGGCGCUGGGUAUGUUCAAGGACUAUGCGCUGCCGAUUAUUAAGAAGGAGGGGGCAAAGUAUGUGCAGAAGCAGAUGGCUAAUGGGUUUGGGAAGCGUUAA